Messenger RNA from Tilletiopsis washingtonensis, 917 nucleotides. RefSeq lists its product as hypothetical. The record is from RefSeq and is a predicted model, not a curated record. Lineage: Eukaryota; Fungi; Basidiomycota; Exobasidiomycetes; Entylomatales. The transcript is spliced from 2 exons. The annotation marks the transcript as partial.
AUGAAUGCAAUCCAGCUCCUCGACAGCAGCGACUCGGAGGUGGAGGAGCUGGAGGAGCGCGAUGAGUUGGACUCGGACGACGAGCGCCCGCCGCCCGUCGCGCUCGCUGCGGCACCCGUAGCCGGAGCGCCCAUCGUCGCCGCUGCGCCCGUCGCCGUCGCCGCUGCGCCCGUCGCGGCUGCACCCGUCGAGGCGGGACCCGUGGCGGCUGCUGCGCCCGUCGACGUCGAGGCGGCACCCCUCGCGGCGUUCGACGUCGAGGCGGCGCUCUGCCUGCCGCAGGACAGCGCGGCCAACCGCAAGCACCUCUCCGACCUACGCUUUGCAAUGGCCGUCACGUCGUGGCACGCACGCGGCACGCGCAAGCAGCGGCAGGGCGGCGCAGAGGCCGACAUGCCAAUGGCGGACCGCAGCCUGCGCGACGCCCACGAGGCGGGGGUGUCGCUGGUGUCGGUCGCCGUCUUUGCUUGGCAGCGCACGGCCGAGCAGGUGCGCAGCGCCAUCCUGGCCGUGGGCGAGGACGGCGACGUCUACCGCAACGCCUGCGUGCGAGCGGCCGUCAAGAAGCUCAAACGCGUCUUUGGCGCUGACGCAGAGGCCCGCACCGCCGACGAGAAGCGCCGCGCCGACGGCCUCCAGAGCCGCAUUGACGGCGCCGACGGCCUCGAGAGCCGCAUCAAGGAGCUGCAGCGCCGCGCCGAGGACGAGAAGGCCCGUGCCGACCGCGCAGAGGGCCUCCAGGGCCAGCUCAACGAGGAGAAGCGCCGAGCUGACGAGCAGCAGCGCCGGGCAGAUGGCCUCCAGACGCGCAUCGACGAGCAGCAGCGCCGGGCAGACGAGGAGAGGCGCCGUGCGGAUGAGCAGCAGCGCCGCGCGGAGGACGAGAAGCGUCGCGCGGACGGCCUCCAGAGCUUAGG